GCCUAUUGGUUAAAUCCACCCCUGCAAUCAUCAAAUUAUUUUAUUUAAAAAAUAAUUAAAAGACUCAAAUGUUUUAAAGCACUUCAGGGUGAAUAAACUGAGUAAAAUUUCAUGUUUGGGUUAACUGUCCUUCCUUAAAAGUAUUUGUGCAUCUGAUUGUCAAAGCAGCUAGACACACAGAGCCAAUGUGCACCAAUUACCUUGCUCUAUUGUGUCUUUGUGCUUGAUCUGUUCCCUGGCAGUUCAAGACAGCAGCUGUCUGACCGACUAUCCAGGCUACAGCGUCCUACGAGAAGAGUCCUCACUGUUCACUUGGAUUAUAUACACGUUUAUCGUACGUUUUCCAAGUGCUUACAGUGUCAGAAAGAGAAAAAGAGACGGUCUGCUGUCAUGCAUUGAGUGUCUGGCGUACAUUUGGGGGAGGGGGCUCGCUGAAAAACAAGGAUGUGAAUUCACAGCAGCGCCGCAAACCAGGAAGACGAACAGCAUGCGAGCUGAAAACUUCAAUAUCGCUGCGUGAAUAGCAUCUCCGUGUCCUUUAUAAACUUGGAAACCUGAUUAAACUGCGUGAAAAAAAAUUGAAGAUAUUAAACGCGGACGACACCCCCCUCCCUUUAAGCAAAGGUCAAAGGUUACAGGAAGCUGGGGGGCUGCCAUUUUUCCCCCUGCUAACAUGUUAGAUGCUAAAAAGGCAAGGAGUGGUGGUCGCUGCUGAGCGCUUGUGUUUAUUAGGUGUUUGUCAUCGGUUUGCCUCUUCUGUCGUAUGCGUUAGGCUCGGUUGUUGAAUGAAGGCGGCAUGGAGAGGACAGAGCAGCCGUGGAAUUCCUCCUACACGUACCAGGUGAGCAAACACAGCGCCGAGAUGCUACACAACCUCAACGGCCAGAGAAAAGAUGGAGGCAGGUUUUGUGAUGUUAUCUUGCGCGUCGGAGAGGAGAGCUUCCCCGCGCACAAGGCGGUGCUGGCGGCGUGCAGCGAGUAUUUCGAGUCGGUGUUCAGCUGUCAGACGGAAGACGACGGCCAGGGCAAGGAGCUGGAGAUGCACACGAUCAGUCCUAAAGUUUUCCGAGACAUCCUGGACUUCGCGUACACCUCCAAGAUCGUGGUGCGCCUGGAGUGCUUCCCGGAGCUGAUGACCGCGGCGAAGUUUCUACUCAUGCGGUCCGUCAUCGAGAUCUGCCAGGAGGUCAUCAAACAGUCCAACGUGCAGAUCCUCGUGCCCCCUUCCCGCGGAGGCGAGCACAGCCUGUUCAGGGCCGCGGAGCAGCUGUCAUACCCCCUACCCGUGGACAUGUCAAACGGGAGCGUGUCCAACGGCGCUGUGUUUACCGACAACAAUGACAGCGACAGUGCCGAUCCAAGCAACAUCUCUCAGCCAGCCGCUCCCGGGGCUCCAACGGCCGAUCGCUUAGCGGUUUCACCGUUGGAGUUUUCCAGCGGCCACCUAAACAUCGACGGCUUUAAACGAGGAAAACCCAGACCCAAAAAGGAGCCCAUAGCGCAGCCGGUCACUUACAACAAUAGCACUGGUCAAAACGAAGAAGGGGCCCUUUUCUCCUGUGGGAUAUGCGGGAAGAUGUUUCCAGACGAAGUCCAGUUGAGAAACCACGAGGCGCAGCACGGGACUUUCACCGGUGUCAUGAGCAGUGGAAUAGAGCUGGUCGUUGUUGACGGCCCGACGAUGAUCUCUCAUCCUGGCCAACAGAGAUUUCAGGGAAACGGACUACCUACGGACACCCGUAAACGCGAGAGGACGAGACGACACGUCGCGUGCGACUUGUGCGGCAAGGUUUUCCGAGACGUCUACCACCUCAACCGGCACAAGCUGUCGCACUCCGGCGAGAAACCGUACGCGUGUCCGGUGUGCGGGCUGCGCUUUAAACGCAAAGAUAGGAUGUCUUACCAUGUGAGGUCUCACGACGGCUCCGUGGGUAAGCCCUAUGUCUGUCAAAGCUGCGGGAAAGGUUUCUCCAGGCCAGACCAUCUGAAUGGACAUAUAAAACAGGUGCACACCACAGAGAGACCUCACAAGUGUCAGAUUUGCAACGCGUCCUUCGCAACACGAGAUCGCCUGAGGUCGCACCUGGCGUGUCAUGAAGAUAAGAUACCCUGUCAAGUGUGUGGGAAAUAUCUCCGGGCUGCCUACAUGACUGACCACUUGAAAAAACACAGCGAAGGACCUCAUAACUACUGUGGAAUAUGCAACAAAGACGGGCAGGAGAAUGCUGGGAAAUGUCCUCAUCAGGAUUCUGACGGUUCAGAUGCAGUUUUCGGUGACCUUUCCAACGGAAUGGAUCUCAAGGCUGAACAUAAAGUUGAGGGAGAAGAAAUGGAGGUGACAUCCUUCAUCUUCAACGGCCAACCUGAUGACGCAGUGACCUCACCAGAGGGCUCCAAAAACAUCCCAACAACAGACCAGGAAAAGAAGUUCGCCUGUGGCGAAUGCGGUCAGGCUUUCCGCACAAAGUCUUACCUCAACAAGCACCAUCACCGUGUCCAUAAGAAACGUGCUGCGGCUGCCUCCAGUCUUGGAGACCUCGCCUCACCCUUUUCCCCCCAACAGAAUAUGUCACUUCUUGAAUCCUUUGGCUUUCAGAUCGUCCAGUCGGCCUUUGCCUCCUCACUUGUGGACUCUGAGAUUGGCAGCAGUGGAAUGGGUUUAGGGGAGAAAUGACCCUUUUGAGAGGCAUAACCAAACUUUUAUAACUGCGAGUUUAAUCUGUUGUCUCAUACUCCUUGACGCCAUAUGUAGACUACUUUUGUUUUGUUCAAUGUUUUUAAUUAGUAUGAUGUUUGUUAAUGUUUUGACUUUGCCAUCAUGAGCUAUGUUUCCAUCUAAACAUAAAUCUUAUGCGCAGAACUGGAAUAUAGGCAUAAAACAUUAACAAAUAAAACACCGUUUCCUUCAAAUGAGUCUAAGAAGACAACAAUCGUCACAUUCUGAUGAACUGAAUGCAAAUAUUAGAAAGAAAAAUGGAUUUUUGAAAAAUAAAUAAUUACUUGCGCCUUAGAAGCUGACACACAAUGAAGGUGAGGGGUGCAAGACCGCUUUUUGAUGGACAGGGAUUUUUUUUUUUUUGAUGUUUUACAAUUUGCAAUGUGUCAAAUUGCACCCAUUCUUAUUAUCGCAUGAUCUUUUAUAACAAAAUCCCCUGACAUUUUUGAUGCUCAUAAUGGAAUUUAUGUAGUAAAUGUGUCUCCAUUAUAGUUUAUACAAUUUAUUUUGGGAAAAAAACUUUUAUUUCACUCAGUUAUGCGCAUAUGUUUAUGUACAUUUUUAAAAUGUAUGCACAUCUUGACAUUUCCAUCUAGAAAUUUCAAUUUGAUAUUUCAAAAUCUGCGUGAAAAUGGCUGGAUGGAAACAUAGCUGUUUUGAUUCCAUUGUGGUGUGAAGCAGCUAAUUAGUUUAUUCCACAUUUGACAAGUCCUCCACCUCUGACAUGUAUGUUUAUUAUCACGUGUGUCUGCUUCCGGAUUCAUGGGUUGAGGAUGAUGUUUGAUGUAAAAGACAAACCAAUGCCCUAAAUAUGUUCCGAAUGUAUACCUCUAGGUUGUUUUUGUCCAGGCAGUGUCCAUGUCCACACAUCGAGUACCUCACAGAGAACGUAACAUUAAGGAGCAUUUCAAUUUUAAUGCUAAAAACAAGUUUUCACCAUCAGAAAACAAAGCUGGAGUCAUUAGAACUGUUUUGUAGUCCAAUGACUACUGAAGCUGUAGACUACUGAUGUAAACGAAGGUCGCUUUAUCUCACAAUUCUCACUUUUCUCUCAACUGUGGGUUUAUAUAGCACAUUUCAGUUUUCCCCUCAUACCACAGAGAAAAAAAAUCUAGGUAUAUGAUUAAAUCACUCAGUUGCAAGUUAAUAAACCUUUCUGGGAUUAUAUUACAAUUCCAUUUUUUUUUUCAAGAUUAAAGAUGUAAAAAAAUUAAAAGUCCAAAAUUUGUAGAAAUAAAGUUCUGAGGGGAAAUUAAAUUUUUCCAACUUGGCUAUUGGGAGGUUUAAACUCAGAGUUUUUUUUUUAAGAAAAGAUUAAUUUUAAGAUCUAAACUUGCAGUUCUUGCAAAAAAAAAAGUAUGAAAUCUAUUUUUUUUUUUUUUGAAGAUUAAAAGAUGUUAAAUGUUGAAAAGUCCAAAAAUUCAAGGUAUAAAGUUCUGAGGGGAAAGGAAAGUUUUCCAGUUUGGCUUUUGUAAGUUUAAAAUUAAUCAUUUUUUUCUGAACAUUCGAAGUUUAAACCUCACAAUAGCCAAGUUGUAAAACUUUCUUUUUCCUCAGAACUUUAUACCUUGACUUUAUAACUAUGAACACACCUUUUAAUCUUGUAAAGAAUUAAUUCAUUCUUGCAACUGCAUGUUUUCCAACUUGACUAUGGUGAGGUUUAAACUCAGAAUUUUCAGAAGAAAUUAAUAAUUUUAAGAUCUAAGCUUGAAGUUCUUGCAGAAAAAAGUUUUCUUAGUUGUACUGUUAUAAUUAUAUUUGUUUUUAUUUUAUUUUUUAUUUAUUUUUUAUUAAAGAUAUGUUAAAAAUUUUAAAGUCCAAAAAUUCAAGAUAUAAAUUUAUGAGGGGAAAGGAAAGUUUUCCAUCUUGGCUGUUGUGAGGUUAAAAUUCAGAAUUUUUUAGCAGAAAUGAUUAAUUUCAAGAUCUAAAUUUGCAGUUCAAAGGAUUAAUUAAUUUUAUUGUUUUUUUUUUUUUAAGAUAAAAAGUUGUGUUAAGUUGAAAAGUCCAAAAAGCCAAUAUAUAAAGUUGUGAGGGGAAAGCAAAGUUUUUUUCAACUUGGCUAUUGUGAGGUUUACACUACAAAUUUUCAGAAGAAAUUAUACAUUUUAAGAUCUAAACUUGCAGUUCUUGCUGGAAAAAAAAAAUAAUUCUGUAGUUUUUUUUAUGAUUAAAGGAUGUGUUAAAUGUUGAAAAGUCCAAAUUUCUGUUGAAAAUUCUGAGUUUAAGAUCUAAACAUGCUGUUCUUGCAGAAAAAGGUAUGAAUUAAUUAUAUUGUUUGUUUUUUUUUAGAUUAAAAGACGUGUUAUGUUGAAAAGUCCAAAUAUUCAAGAUAUCAAGUUUAAGGGGAAGGAAAAUUUUCCAACUUGGCCGUUAUGAGGUUGAAGUUUGAGAAGAAAUGAUUAAUUUUAAGAUCUAAACAUGCAAGAAAAAAGUAUGAAUUGUGAGGAAAAAAAUUGAAAUCAUUUUCUUAUUUUUGUUACUCUGGAAAAAAACAAGCUUCCAUAUAUGACACAAAACCUACAUCACCUACUUCAACAUUUUAGUAUGAAAUACUUUCGUCAGUUAUUUAAAUGAAAUCCUUCAAAACUUAAGGCCAAACGAUGGCUGUGAUCUCAGUAAUAUUUUGUGCUUUGUUUGUCUUGGAUAGUACUGAAACAGAUUGCUUUUGGUCACGAGAUGUGUGUCUGUUUUUAACGUCCAACAGGGACCAAAUUCAGGUUUCACUGUAAGAUAUAGCAAGAAGCAAAGAAUAUAUUUUAUUAACUUAUUGAUACCAGUGUCCAAGUCUCCUUUACAAAAAGGUAUAUAUAUUGAGUUGUUGCAACAUGCUUUUUUUUUCCUUUUUAAAUCAUGCAGCCGACAGGAGGAGAGCGUGAGUGUGAUGACGUGUGUUUGUGUAACACGAGUGUAUGCUGCGAUCUCUCUGAUGUCCUUUAUCUCUAGAAUGUAAUAUAAACAGAGGGCUUUGUAAUCUUUUCUUUUCUUAAAUAUACCAGAGUUUUUCUAAGUGGUUCAAUACAUUCCUGCUUAACUUAAAUUCUUGUCACUAUACAUGACGUAUAACAUUCAUAUAUAUAUAUAUAUAUAAAGCAAAUAUGUAUAUAUGUAUGGCCAAUUAUGUUAGUUUUUGUGAACGGGAUCCUUGUAAAUAGAUAUUUUUCUGGGCUUUGAAUGAACGAAUGGACGUUUUUAUGCUUUAAAUACUUGUUUUAAGUGGAUAAUGACACAUCCACACUUUUGUUGUGUCUUGAUUAUUAUUAUGCAAGUAAUUGAGUGUGUGUUUGGUGUUAGCCUGUUCCUCUGAAUGCAGUGUUAAUGCUGGUUAUAUUUCCCUUUACUUUACCCUGCAGGUUAUUUGUAUAGUCUCCCAUCAACUUAUAUGUAUUUGGAAGGGCAGUUUGUCAUUCAUGAUGGAAGCUGUCAGUGAAUUUCCUUUCUGUUAACAUGUAAAAUCUAAAGCAGGCUGAUCUGAGCAGUGGACUAUGCCGAGUAUGCUCACUUAUUUGACUAAUCAUUGCUAAUUUAACAUGUUUUAAUUGAAAUAUUAUUCUUUUAAUAGUAACAAUCAUCAUCUGCCUGGCAUCAUAGUGUGAUCUGAAUAUUUGCAGCCCUUAUUUAUUUACCAAUUAAAAAUGGUUUGAUUUUUUUUUCCUAUUAUUAUUAUUAUUAAUGUUAUUCUAUGUUUGUCUAGUAAGGUGUUCUGGCUUAUUACAUCACUGGAAACGUUUUUUUUUCUAGCUUAUAUAUUCAAUUACUUGUAUGUUGCAAAGUGCCUUCCCAGUACUGAUUGUGAACAGCGAUGGGUAGGAAAAAUCUGUCAUUUAAAGGACCUAUCUUUAAAAAGAACCCAUAUACAAACAGAGUUGCAUUGACACUUUUGUAUAAAGACAUGCACAUAGAGAAGUGUACAUUUGUACAUGUUUGGUAUUCUACCUUUUUUUGUUUGUUUGUUUUCUGACAAAAUGUUGUUUCUCUGCAAUUUAUGUCACGGCGUUGAUCAAUUUUUGGACAUUUGGAUAUAAGCAUACUUUUCUAUUGAUGUUUGUUUUUGUACACUGUUUUUCGUGUCUCUGUCUAUUUGGCACAGAGAUGGGUAUAAAAUAAAACUGUAUUUGAGAAUUUU
Messenger RNA from Danio rerio (zebrafish), 6839 nucleotides. The record is from RefSeq and is a predicted model, not a curated record. Lineage: Eukaryota; Metazoa; Chordata; Actinopteri; Cypriniformes; Danionidae.